Molecule: messenger RNA, 693 nt
Organism: Saitoella complicata NRRL Y-17804
Lineage: Eukaryota; Fungi; Ascomycota; Saitoellomycetes; Saitoellales; Saitoellaceae
Exons: 2
Coding region: 1-693 (230 amino acids)
Source: RefSeq, a predicted model, not a curated record
AUGUCCUUCGGAGGCCAACGAACAACCCGAGCUGAGCUCUUUGCCUCAGACGACGCGGAUCACACCGACCACGCCCAGGAGAAUGACGCCGAAACCCGCGCCGCAAUCCUCGCAGCCCUCUCCGCAUCCCUUACCCUUCCUCCCGUUGCCAGCGAUUCCGUUCCGAUCACCACGCCUCCCGCAAACGAGGAGGAGGGUGGUGAAGAGGUGUUCGAGUUUAAUUUGUUCGGUGGUGGAGGCGGGAUGAAGAUCAAAGUUGCCGACGAUGCACCAGUGGAGGAAAAGUGGGUUAGGAGGGAGAGGCCGAUGUCUUACUAUGUCGUUGAUCCUUCCGACGAAGUCCGCCGUGCACAGAUCGAAGCCGCCGCCAUCUCCGGCACCCAAAUACUCCAGCUCUCCACCCACUCCCUCGAACCCCUCCUCACAAAACCCCGCAAACUCCUCCGCAUCUCUGCUCACACCCGCCGUCCCAUCCCCGCGCACCUCCCACCCACCAUCACCGCCGCCGAAUACGAAGCCGCGAACCCAAGGAGACGGUGGAGACCGAGUAAGAAGAGGCGAGAGUUUGAGAAGAGGAAGAAGGCUGAAGCAGAGGAGAAGGCUAGGAGAAAGACUGCGAAGGCGGGGAGGGGUGGGGUGAGAGGGGGCCAGGUUGGUAGUGCGGCGGGGGGGAGGAAGUGGGCUACGGAGUGA